AUGUUUCGAAAAGUGCGAAGCCGUACAAAUUUACGCCAGCGUGUUGUUUCGGACGACGAAAACGAUGAUGACGGCGAAUUGGGCAACAGCAGCAGCAGUGGUGCUCCGGUGAAGACAGCAACAACAGCAACAACCACAGGAACCCCCAAAAAACCGACAACAACGGAAAAGGGGAAUAAAGCUUCGGUGAGCGGACAACCUGCUGCUGCUACGGAGAUGCCGGCUACUGUGGUUGGAGCAAAGGAGCACAAAUUGCUGAGUUUUGACGAUCUAGAAGGUGAUGAUAUCACAGAUUUCAAAAUUAAACGUAAAGACUGGCAUAAACGUGCCGAGAAAUUGGCCCGGAAAUCCAGGCAACGACACAGGGACGAAGAGGCAACCAGCGAGGAAACCAAACCCGGUGCUGCUCCCGGCGCAGUGGAAGUGAAGCAGGAAAUCACAGUCAGCGAAACGGUAUCAUCCACGAAAUCGGUGGUAAACUUUUAG
This is a messenger RNA of Gongylonema pulchrum, 486 nucleotides long. The record is from the annotation of a GenBank genome assembly. NCBI's taxonomy places the organism in Eukaryota, Metazoa, Nematoda, Chromadorea, Rhabditida, Gongylonematidae.